AUGUCACCUACUAAAGGAUGUUUAACAGAUUUAACCAAAGAAGAAAGUCUUGUCUACGGUUUUCGAGCGUAUAUCUCUCCAAUUCUAGUUAUUAUUGGUAUACCAACAAAUUUUCUCGUAGUAAUUGUCUUCGCUGUCCUUGAACAUCGUAGUAAAUGUCGUUUCAAUCUUUAUGCUAUAUGGAUGUCUAUAGCGCAUAAUAUGCAAUUAAUAGUUAAUACACUCAUAGAUGAUUUUCUAGGUCGUGGAUUAAAAUACGCCACCUUAUGUAAACUGUCAAUACAAGUUGAUAUCCAGUCCUCAUUUAUAUGUAAAGUACAAACCUAUUUAACUGAUGCAUCUGCACUGAUUGCUGCCUUCAUCCUAAUGUUAUUCAGUGUCGACCGUGUUUGUUCCAUUUAUAAUCCAAAGUAUUUUGAACAAGGUUCUCACAUAAAACUAACACAUGUAAUUAUUGUCUUGGUUACACUGGUAUCUCUGCUGUUGAAUAUUCCGCAUUUAAUAUUUGCAGAUUUAAAAAUCACACCGAUAAAUAGUAAUCGUGAAUGCCAGUAUAUUAAUCCGUUGGCUGGUGGGGUGAAAUACGUUCUCUACUUAUAUAUUGUUGGUGUAGCUAUCCUCCCCGCCAUAUUCAUAUUCAUUACAAAUAUUCUUAUUCUGUACAAGUUGAGUACUAUUGUCUAUCGAUCGAAGUUGAUCGGGGCUAAAGAUGAAGAGUCAAAGAAUGAAAUGGGUAAAGUGAUAGCUCAUCUGGCUAUCAGUAUUCUGUUCACCUGUCUAUCUAUCCCCUUGGUUGUAACAAUUAUACUCAGACAAGAGGUACACUUUUAUAAAUAUGAUGUAUUAUAUCCAGCUUAUGCUAAAAAAGUUGUCCAAUAUUCAAAGUUAUUUAGUUCUGUGGAUUCAUUCAAUCAUGCAUUCGACUUUUUCUUGUAUCUGGCGUUUAUGCCAACAUUCCGAGAUACUCUAUGGGAGAUACUGACCUGUCGAGUGGUUGGUUGGCGAAAAAGGAGACAACGUGUCAAGUAUAGACAAAGAUUGGAAUAUUUCGAAAAUCAACACCGUCACCAAUACCACCACCAAUGUAACCAUGACAACCAACGACAACUACAGCAGCAGCACCAGCACCAGCAACAACAACAACUACACCAAAUAAAGCCACAACCACAAUCCCAACAGUAUCAACAUCAUCCAUUGGAAUGGACGCCUACUACACUAGUUAACAAUGAUGACACAAUAUCACUUUAUUCAAAUAAAUAUAACAUUUUCUCUGAAAUUAUCUAUGCAAAUAUUAAUGGUAUAAAUUAUAAUAAUACAGAGCCUAUUCCGUAUAUUGAUCAGUAUGUGAAUUAUUCUCCGGAACACUGUGUACUGACACGUUUAUAG
Messenger RNA from Trichobilharzia szidati, 1386 nucleotides. The record is from the annotation of a GenBank genome assembly. NCBI's taxonomy places the organism in Eukaryota, Metazoa, Platyhelminthes, Trematoda, Strigeidida, Schistosomatidae.